GGGGAUCAGCCGAGCGUGGCUGGGGGAGUUCAGCCCUGUGGUCGGUCCUGUUUGAGUGGCCUUGCUUUGCUUCUGCUUUAAUUUUCAUGUUUGGUGUCUGAAAAUAUUGGGCAAAUGGGGUUGUGAGGAAGACAGCAGAAAAAUACACAGAAAAACAACCUGUUCAUGAAGAUCAAAUAAUAUUCGUUCUCUUUAUAUGGCAGUAUUUAUGAGCUGGUUUUAGAUGGGAGAGCGUGAGGCCAUUAAAAUCAGGAGGAAUUCUUUCUGCAGCCACUUGAGAUGCUGCAGGUACAUCUGGGGUGAAUUGCAGUGCUCAGAGUCAUCCCUGCCGUGACGUGUGAGGGACCGAGUGCCUGUGAGAGCAGGGAGGAGUGGAUUCCCGCAGUGGGAAGGGGUGGGUCCCAGCUGGGAGUCGUGUUGGGUUUCAGGCCGAGUGUUUUGGUCUUAGCUUUCAUCCCAAGCGUCGCUGCAGUCCCAUGGAGAGCCUGGGGAGCUUGUUUAAGGUCGUGUUGAUCAUGGACAGUGAAGAAAUCCCUACUUUUUCCAGUCCAAAGGAGGAAACUGCCUAUUGGAAAGAGCUUUCCUUGAAGUACAAGCAAAGCUUCCAGGAGGCUCGUGAAGAGCUGGCUGAGUUCCAGGAGGGAAGCAGGGAGUUAGAGGCUGAGUUGGAGGCACAGCUAGUGCAAGCUGAGCAGAGGAACAGAGAUUUGCAAGCAGAUAACCAAAGACUGAAAUAUGAAGUGGAAACAUUAAAGGAGAAACUGGAGCACCAGUAUGCCCAGAGUUACAAGCAGGUGUCGUUGUUGGAGGAUGACCUGAGCCAGACAAGGGCCAUCAAAGACCAGCUGCACAAAUAUGUGAGGGAGCUGGAGCAGGCCAACGAUGACCUGGAACGUGCCAAGAGGGCAACAAUAGUUUCAUUGGAAGACUUUGAACAAAGGCUGAACCAAGCUAUUGAGAGAAAUGCAUUUUUAGAAAGUGAACUGGAUGACAAGGAGUCAUUGCUGGUCUCUGUGCAGAGAUUAAAGGAUGAAGCAAGAGACCUGCGGCAGGAGCUGGCCGUGAGGGAAAGGCAGCAGGAGGUGACCAGGAAAUCAGCACCCAGCUCCCCCACUCUGGACUGCGAGAAGAUGGAUUCAGCUGUCCAGGCCUCUCUCUCCUUGCCAGCUACACCCGUUGGAAAAGGAUCAGAAAACAGUUUUCCUUCCCCUAAAGCUAUACCAAAUGGGUUUGGUACCAGCCCACUCACUCCUUCAGCUCGAAUAUCUGCGCUCAACAUCGUGGGAGAUCUGCUACGCAAAGUGGGGGCCUUAGAAUCCAAAUUAGCUGCUUGCAGGAAUUUCGCGAAGGACCAGGCAUCACGGAAAUCCUACAUUUCAGGGAACGUCAGCGGCGCCGUGCUGGGCAGCAGCGGCACCAAGUACCCAGGGCACACGUCCUUCUUUGACAAGGGGCGUGAGAAGGUCAUAUUCCCCACCUUGGUCAUGGGGCAGUGAACGGCUUUGACCAGGGCCCCCCGGGCCUGGGGGGCUCCCGCCCGUCCUCGGCGCCGGGAAUGCUCCCCCUGAGCGUAUGAGCCCGCAGGGCUUGGACUCGGAGGCUUUUCUCAGCCCACCUCGAGAAGAACUGCUCCUGAUCCCUCCUCCCCAUUCCCACCCCGCUGGAACGUGACCCUGAGAGGAGACCCCGAGCCCACGGCCCUCCAUGUCCUGUCAAUACAGUUUGUUUUCUGCUCUCGCUGUAGUGGACGUUCUCUGCCCCGGCCCACGAGCUGCCACCCUCUGCUCUGCCUGGGGACACCGGGUCCUGCUCUGCCUGGGGACACCGGGUCCUGCUCUGCCUGGGGACACCGAGUCCUGCUCUGCCUGGGGACAGGCCCAGCCUCGCCCCCUUGGCUUUCCCUCUCUCUCCCUGAGCUCUGACAGAGCCUUGCUCUCUCCUGUGACAGGCUCCCCUGUCCCUGUCCCCUGCCAGCCCUGCAGCUGCUGCUCUCAGAGCCCGUGGCAGUGCCCUGGGGUGCCAGCAGUGGCCUUGGGGCCAUUUGCCCUUGGGAGGCAGCCCCAGGUGCUGGCUCAGGGGCAGCUGCACCCAGGGCACUCGGAGCUGGGGGAGCAGCUCCAGCCUGGCCAGGCCGGCUCCAUCCCCGCUGGACAGCUGGACAGCUGGACACACACCCAGAGCCAGGCUCUGUGACCGUCCCACCCCCCAGGAGGGCCUGGCAUGGCUGAGCUGCUCUCCCUGGGGCUGCUGCCCUGCUGCAGGGUGGGCAGUGCUGUGGCCAGGAGCUGUGCCCUCAGCUGUCCCCAGGGCUGCCCCACAGCUCCCUGGCCCUGCUGGACUCGGCCUCCGUCCCUCACCCCACACACAGUGACCCCGUGGGAGCUUUGGGAGCUGCUGCUCCCCCGGCCCCAGGCCCCCCUGCCCGUCCCCCCCUGUGCUGUAGGACUGGACUGUGCAGCCUCCCCGGGCUGCUCUGACAGUGUGGGGCCACUGAACCUCGUGGGUCUGUCAAGCAACACCUUUGUGUGGUUUCUCUGUCCAUGUGCCUCGGAGUCAGUGGAUUUUCAUUCUGAACCAGCAAUGGAGCCAGGGUUGGAGCUGAGGGUUCAGCGGUCGGCGGCCAGGGGCUCUGCAGCUCCCAGGUGGUUGAGUUACAGAUGCUGAGGAAAAAACCCCACUGGCCCAGCAGUGGAGGUGGGAUUGUCCCUUUGCCAUUAGGGUUUGUAUGGUCCUUCCUGUGCAUCCUCUGCUGCAUUUGACUGUUUACAUUUGUUUUAUUGUACAUAGAUUUGUAAACAUAAUACCUUUGCCUGAGGUCUUUGUACAUAACUUGGGCUUUGUAGCUUUAUUUAUUCAGCCUCUCUCUGGCAUGUUUCCAUAGGAUGUACCGUUCCACCCUGGUGCCACUGACAUGAUGUGGUUGCAAAAGAAUGAAAGCAAAUGAGAGUAAUCUUCCAAAAAUAAAAGUUCUUUUAAUGUGGAAUCAGUGGAUUUUGCA
Motacilla alba alba is the source of this 2998-nucleotide messenger RNA. RefSeq names its product nudE neurodevelopment protein 1 like 1 (gene NDEL1). Gene Ontology annotation, biological process: vesicle transport along microtubule; cell migration; mitotic centrosome separation. NCBI's taxonomy places the organism in Eukaryota, Metazoa, Chordata, Aves, Passeriformes, Motacillidae. The transcript has 10 exons. Gene Ontology annotation, cellular component: centrosome; kinesin complex; kinetochore. The record is from RefSeq and is a predicted model, not a curated record. Gene Ontology annotation, molecular function: microtubule binding. Bases 477 to 1496 code for a protein of 339 amino acids.